Messenger RNA from Ilex paraguariensis (yerba mate), 1311 nucleotides. The record is from the annotation of a GenBank genome assembly. NCBI's taxonomy places the organism in Eukaryota, Viridiplantae, Streptophyta, Magnoliopsida, Aquifoliales, Aquifoliaceae.
CAAACAUAGAGGAAGAGAGGACUGAAAAAGCGGGAACAGACUACACCAUAAGCCUAUAACUACCUCCGUCACCGCCAAUGCUCUUUUCGUUCAUUGCAAACCCCUCUUUCGCUUCCGUCAACCGUCGUGUCUCGUCGCCGUUGAAUUAUGUAUUCGCCGUGGUUACUAGUUGCACGGCGUGAUUCUAGGGCCCUCAGAUCCGCUUGUUUCUGUCGUUAUAUAUAGGCUGGAAGGAAGGAUCAAGUUCUAGAGAGAGAGAGAGAGGCAGAACUGUGGUAAUGAAAAUUUGUGUGAGGAAAACAGAUAUUAGACAACGCAAAUUACGCACACACUCUCUUACAAUCACACAAACACACGCAGAGAGGAGGGAGAGAGAGAGAGAGGACCGUUGCAGAGAUCGAAGGGUUUUCUAUUUGUGUCCGAACGGACCGAACCAAAGAAACUAAUCCGUCUUCAAAACUUCUCCGUUUCUUCGGAUAAAUUGUGAAUUUCUGGCACAUUUUCUUACUACCGAGAUCUUCAAAACCUAGAAUCACAGGUUUAUCUCGCUUUUGAUCAGUCGGUGAACAUUGAAUGUUCUCUUUUGCUUGAAUAACAUCUGAAAGUUAAUAGGGCUGUAGAGGUUAUGAUCUUCUUUACGAACGACUAAAUUACAGAUCGAAGUAGAGUUUCUGGUUAUACUUUUGGCCUUCAAGCGGAAUUUAACGUGAUCAUACAUACUCUGGCGUUUCAUCUGGUUGUGUUAAGAGAAAAGGUAUUAAUACUUGCUCUGUUUGCUUCGAUAUAUACGAUUUUAGGAGGUCAAGCGUGAUGGAGCAGAAACAAUUUUUGGUGUCGGCUUUGAGUGUGGGGAUAGGCGUCGGAGUGGGGAUUGGAUUGGCUUCAGGACCGACGGUAAGCAAAUGGACUGGUGCCGAUUCCUCCACAAACGGUAUUACGCCUCAGGCAAUGGAGCAAGAGAUGCUCAAUCUCAUCGUUGAUUGCAGAGAUAGCAAGGUCACUUUUGAUGAAUUUCCGUACUAUCUCAGCGAACAGACAAGGGUCUUGCUGACCAGUGCUGCCUUUGUUCAUUUGAAGAGAGCUGAUUUUUCUAAGCAUACGCGGAACCUUUCUCCUGCAAGUCGAACUAUUUUGCUCUCAGGACCUGCGGAACUUCACCAGCAAAUGCUUGCGAAGGCUUUAGCUCAUUACUUUGAAGCCAAGUUGCUUUUGUUAGAUGUAACUGACUUCUCGCUAAAGGCACGUUACGCAGACAGAGCAGUGGUGUGGAUAUUGGAUCAAGGUAUAGUGUGGUAUAUGGCUCCUGAUUAG